UCAUAAUCAGACGAUUGCAGUCAGCCUCUUGGUAACAUCAUGCUCCCCAGUCCGAAUCUCCAACGCAGAAAAACUGAUGUUUGAUUUCAGCAGGGAAAACGCUGCAGUGUUCUCGCGAUCUAGACAUCUUCAAAAUGCCUAUCAAUGUCAGGUCUAUGGAACACCAGGAUAUCUCACCAGCGGUCCUUCAGAGUUCGAAUUCAACCUCGCCGGUGAAGACAUCGGCCACGGCCUCCAACUCGAUGCGGCCUGUUGAGGCAACGAAAAAAUUGACUCUGAAACCGAUCAUGACCUUGGAGGGUCAUAAACGAGUCACAGAUGGGGUCAUUAAUGCCAAGAAUUACCGACAAGUUUCAUUCAUUUCCUACUUUCCACUGAACGGUAAGGGAAUACUCGGCGCAUCAAAUGACAAGACCACUCGACAGUGGGACCUGCGGAAUGGCAAAGAGAUUGAGGAGGCGCGGGAUGUUCGCGAGCCACAAACGCAGAUGAUGGCAUUGUCUGGGGAUGGUCAAUGGGUUGUCACUUCGAGACUUCCGAGUGUUGCUUCAUAUAUUGAUGUCGGGAAAGUCGAAGCCCGUAAUGUUGAGACGAAGAUCGUGAAAACAUUUGAAGGCCACUUCGAUUGCAUCGACUGCAUCGAUGUCUCUGCGGACAGAACACUGCUGGUGGGCGGGUCAUGGGGUGGUGUAUGGAUAUGGAGUAUGGAAACCGGCAAACUUGUGGCUGGUCCAUUCCGAUUCGUCAGAGCUACUAAUAGAAGUCCACGUCCACCCUCGAUCGGGAUGGUUCGAUUUUCGCAAGACUCGAAGAAGUUCGCAAUCUCAUCAGGCACAGGGAGGCGGCUUGAGGUGUGGGAUGUCCAAACACAUAAAUUGGAUGAAGAUAUCAACACAAACGCCAAUAUUCUGGACAACCAAAGAUAAAUCCAUCGUAGCCGUAUUUGAAUUCAAGGACAAGGAACAGGGCCCAGGUGGGAUCCCGCGGCGGGACGAUAUAUUUGGUGAACCGGUUGACCUCAACACGAUCUACGAGUUUGACGCAUUGACGCUGGAGAUCGUCGGAACUCCCUUCGAAGGGCACACCCACACUAUUUUUGGUUU
Suillus discolor is the source of this 1103-nucleotide messenger RNA. Its product is annotated as WD40-repeat-containing domain protein. The transcript has a single exon. The record is from RefSeq and is a predicted model, not a curated record. Bases 135 to 926 code for a protein of 263 amino acids. Lineage: Eukaryota; Fungi; Basidiomycota; Agaricomycetes; Boletales; Suillaceae. Gene Ontology annotation, molecular function: protein binding.